CUGCUGCUGGCACUGUAGGUAUCUGUAUGUAUGGGCCGGUCCACGCCACGUGCGAGACCCAUUUACCCACAGGCGGCAGGGCGCGUAUCCCUCUAUCCCACUGCGCGCCCGUGAGCCCAACCCAACCAUGAGUCCACGACCACGACCACUCCUGUAGUCUAGAUGAAAAGGGAGGGCCUGCCGCCUGCGCGGCUGCGCCCGGCACGCGCAAAGCGAAAAAGCGCCGGCGAGCAAAGGAGAGCGAGGGAAUCGGGUUGGCGUCGGGUGGGCAGCCUGGCAUCCCAUUCCUGCCUUCCUCCCCGAAGAGCCGGACGGACUUCGUUUUCUCCCCCCUCACCCACACUGCCACUGACUGCAUGCUCUCCGAUUCCGCUCCCGCGGUCCCGACCCCGCCUCCUCCUUCGUCGGGCUCGAUGCGGCGGCGCCUCGCGCCGGUGCUUCUUCUCGCCGCCGCGCUGCUGCUGGCGGCGCGCCCGUGGCCAGCGGUGAUCGCAGCAGAUUGUCCUUUGGAUUUGAGUUGGCCCAACUACGGACUGAUAGCUUCCGUGUGCUCGGACCAAAAUGGACACUCAAAGUGUUGCCGCUACAUCAAUGCUGUUCUUGCGGUCUCGUCUGCCAUGUAUGCAAACACAACAGGCACUCUUGGGGUUCCGGCUCAAUUUUCUGAUUCCUGCAUUGCCAAUAUCUCUGAUACAUUGGUGUCAAAGGGGAUACUGCCUACUGCCGCUUCGUUUUGUGGUCUUGGGAUCAAAAUUCAAGUGUCCUAUCAGUGUGAUGGGAUGACCACCAUCCUUGAGAUGUUGCAGUCUCCGAAUUUCAUUGAUAUCACAAGAAGCUGUGCAACUACACUUUCAGAUGAUAUCACCUGCAAGAGGUGCUUAAACUCUGGUCUGUCGUACCUCCGCCAUCUUGUCGGGGAACAAGAUAAUGUCACCUUGAAUACCUGCCGUGAUGCUGCUUUUGUUGCACUUGUGAGUCAAGGGAAUAUAUCUACCGUUGAUACAGCUGGUUGCUUUUUUAGUGUUCAGGGGCUUAGUGCUCUUCAAGUGAACAUAUCUGGACCAGCUCCAACUGGACUUGUUGCGCCAGAUAUUUCUCCUAGUCCACUUACGGUGCAAGUUCCUGUAGUGCCACCCAAGCAUCAUCGCAGUUACAAGCUUGUUCUGUUCCCAGCUAUUGGAGUUUUAGUCACUGGUGUAGCAAUUCUACUAAUGAUAGUACUGAUUUUCCUAAUCCGUAGAAAGAAUAAAGAACUCAAAAAGAUGGAAGGAAAUAACCCUCUGGAUGCAUGGAGUUUUUCCUGUGUCAAGAAAGGCCAAGAAGGCAAUUCCACCAUUUUUGGCAGAUUUAGUUACAAAGAAAUGAAGAAUGCAACAAGGAACUUCAGCACAGUGUUAGGAGGAGGUGAAAAUGGUACAGUAUUCAGAGGACAACUAAAUGAUGGAUCUGUGGUUGCUAUCAGACGCGUUGAGAGUUCACCAAAACAAAGUCACAAUGAAUUUUGUAAAGAAAUGGAAUUUCUUGGGCGGUUGCAUCAUCGACAUCUUGUUGGACUAAAAGGGUUUUGUUCAACAAGAUUUGAGAGAUUUCAGGUGUAUGAAUACAUGGAAAAUGGAAGCCUUCAAGAUCACCUACAUUCGCCAAGUAAACAUCUGCUACCAUGGAAAAAUAGGGUCCAAAUUGCCAUCGAUGUUGCCAAUGCUCUGGAGUACCUUCAUUUUUAUUGUGAUCCUCCACUAUACCAUGGAGAUGUUAAGCCUAGCAAUGUCUUCUUGGACAAGAAUUACCUUGCAAAGCUUGCUGGUUGCGGUCUUGCACACCACUCUAGUAGUGGCAAUACAACUCCCAGUUGCACACCAGUAAAUGUCAAGGCCCAAGCAACUCCUGGCUACGUAGACCCCGAGUACAUGGUGACCCAGGAGUUGACCCCGAAGAGCGACGUGUACAGCUACGGCGUGCUGUUGCUGGAGCUGGUGACGGGGAAGCCGGUGAUCCAGGACAACAAGAGUCUGGUGGAGUGGUCCCGCGAGCUGAUCGGCACGGACUACCGGCUCCACGAGCUGGUCGACCCGUCUGUGGCGGACGCGUUCGACCUGGACGAGUUGCAGGUGGUGGCGGACGUGAUUCACUGGUGCACGCACCGGGACGGCGCAGCGCGGCCGUCCAUGAAGCAGGUGCUCCGCAUCCUGUAUGAGCGGCUGGACCCGCUGUCCGGGCGGUUCGCGCGCGCCGUGGAGGGCGAGGAGGGGUACUACUACUGCCACGGUGGCGGGCGGGUGAAGGGGAAGCAGGCGGGCGACGGCGUGAUCCAGUUCAGCGGCGACGCGGCGCGGUCUUGGCUGCCGUCGUCGAGCAGCACGUCCAGGUCGCACUGCAGCCGCAGCGUGCUGCUGGAGUGCAACUCGCCCGAGCCGCAGUCGUCCCCGGCCCACGGCAACGGAGCGUUCCUGGCUUGAUAGCACCGGUCCGUCACCCGUGUUGCGUCCGUUUCAUGGUCUGCACUGCACCGCAGGUCUGGCUUGAUGGCUCUGCCAGCUGCCAUUUUUUGAGAGGACCUUGUGAUAAUGGUAGGGAUCGAUCCGUGCACCGUUCAUGGUGGUUCGUGAUGACUGACGAGUGACGACUGACGGAUCCUGCUACGGGAUCGGGAGCCCGUGCAUGGCUGCAUGAGAGUCAUGUGGAGCCAGAGGCAGAGAGUGAUGGGAGCACAACUGUGCUCUGUGCAAGAGGUACACUGACACUGACUGCUGUUUUUCGGUUCGCUUCCCUAGGUGUUGGUGGUUGUUUUUCAUUGAUCUAUGCAUUGAUGUGCUUCGGGAACAUGGCUACGCAUUCGAAGUCGUGACAGGGAUUUCACUGAUACUCCUACUUCCAUUGUUCCGUACUAUACUCUGUUCUGGCUUCAUCGUGGGCAGCUGGGCUCUGGACUUGUGGGAGAGCCGGAGAGGCUUGCUCAAGUUUCCUCUGCGAGAAUUUUGGCUACUGCUCCAGUUCUACUUGUACGUUUCACUUCUGCUUUGCUGAUGCUUGCAUGAUGUCACCUGCUUGAACGUCCUUGCCUCCUUGGGGGGUCCAUUCUCAGUAUCUGUCAAGUGAGUCCUUGGAACUCUGUUAUAGACUCUUUUGUGGGCCGGCAAUAUGCCAGGCGCCAGAAUAAUUAGACCCAGCUAUUUGUUAGAUGGUGGCUGAGUGUUAGAGAAGUUUUAGGAGGCUUAUCCUCCCUGGAGCUUAUCUCCUUAAUAAUCUCCUAAGUUGUUCUCUGGAGCUUAUCUCUUAAUAAUCUCCUAAGUUGUUAGGCCCCGGA
Zea mays is the source of this 3304-nucleotide messenger RNA. RefSeq names its product probable receptor-like protein kinase At1g49730. Gene Ontology annotation, biological process: protein phosphorylation. NCBI's taxonomy places the organism in Eukaryota, Viridiplantae, Streptophyta, Magnoliopsida, Poales, Poaceae. The transcript is spliced from 9 exons. The record is from RefSeq and is a predicted model, not a curated record. Bases 357 to 2456 code for a protein of 699 amino acids. Gene Ontology annotation, molecular function: protein kinase activity; ATP binding.